This is a messenger RNA of Drosophila willistoni, 3097 nucleotides long. RefSeq names its product ubiquitin carboxyl-terminal hydrolase 8 (gene Usp8). The transcript is spliced from 8 exons. Gene Ontology annotation, biological process: protein deubiquitination. Gene Ontology annotation, molecular function: cysteine-type deubiquitinase activity. The record is from RefSeq and is a predicted model, not a curated record. Lineage: Eukaryota; Metazoa; Arthropoda; Insecta; Diptera; Drosophilidae. Bases 267 to 3044 code for a protein of 925 amino acids.
UGUGUCUUAGAAUUGUUAAAAACUGAUAAUAUUUUUUUUUGCGGACGGGAUAUUUAGCGCAAUACCUUUAAUUAGUCAAUAUAUUUAUAGCUUAAUUUGUGUCGCUUGAAAUCUAUAUUAUUCGUGAUAUAUGGAUUGGUUGUCGUAUUAGGAUUUUAAACUCCCCCCACGUGAUAUUUGCACGACAACCCCCCCACUUCAUUAAAGAAAGGAAGUUCCAUUUAGACGACCAAUUGUAACAUAAGAGAAUAUAGUCCUACCACACCAUGGCCCAUACAAAGAAAUUGUAUUUGUCCAAAAACAUGGAAGACCUGGAGCAACUGACCAUCAUUCCAGAUUGCUGUAACAAAAGCAUGAGAAUUCUACUUAACACCGCCCAAAAACUGUACACGACAGCGGAGAAGCACCGUCUAGACGGGGACGAGGAGAUGGCUUAUGUCGCAUACAUGAAAUACUUUAAUAUACUGAACGACAUACGAAAGAAACCCGACUAUCCAAAUAAUAAGGCAGCAGUACGAGAGAAACUUGGUGAUAAAGAAGCAAACCGUCGCAAAAUGGAUGCUCUUGAGAAGAUCAACGAUUCGCUUAGGGAUCGGUACAGGGCUCUACGACAAGUAGCCACACCACCAACUAUAACUAGUAGUCCUUUGGAUCACAUUGGCGACACAGUCAUUAGUAAUGGAGCAAUAUUGUCGUCAUCAUCCCCCAAAGAGUAUGCCCAAUUGGGCAUUAUUAGUUGUGAGUCGUUGUUCCAACGAAUGCAGGAAAAAACGGUUCUGGUUAUGGACUGUCGCUCUAUUGCGGACUAUGAAAACUCUCACCUUACCUACAAUUGGGCAUUUAAUGUACCCGAAGAAAUAAUAUCUUCAGGCAUGUCAGCUGGUAGAUUACAAGCACGACUUAGUAGCCAAUCCAAAGCACUUUGGGCAUCACGUUCCGUUAAGGAGACAGUGGUGUUAAUGGACUGGAACACAAAGGAUGCUGAGCCGGCAUCAAAUACGGCUAUUGCCAUAUUACUUGAUAUUUUAAAGAAUUGGGAUCCGGAUGUCACCUAUCGUGCACCCAUACAAAUUCUUGAAAGUGGCUAUGAAUACUUUAUAAUGAUGUAUCCCAGUCAUUGCACCAAUCCGUCUGUACAGGCGCCAAAACAAAAUAAUAACGACAUUGAGCCAAUUGACGAUAUUGAAUAUCCAUCGCUAAGUGAUAUAACUAUGAAAGAAGACAUCACAUCAUAUGCUCCAGGUGGACGACCUCGGAUCAAUCGUGCUAGUAAAUUGGCUGCCAUGCGCACCAUGAAUCUGGUCUCGAAUGAAGUGAAAUCGGAGCAGGCUAAGCCCAUUGAUGAAAUAUUGCGUGAUCAGGCCAAUUUACUGCAGCGCGCCGAGCACAAUGAUCAAUUGCUUAUAGACGCGAAUAGGAAAUGGAAUACAAUAUUUGAAUUAAAACAACUGCAGGCCGAGGGAGUUGAAUUAAGUCCGAGUGAUCAGGAAUUGCUUUACAAUAUACUUCAACUUGAAAAUACAGCCGAGGAUUAUAAAAUUGAAAACAAUCAUCUGCGUGAGGAUUUAAACCGGUAUAAGGAGGAACAGGCCAUCAAAAAGACAACACCAAAUGGCGAAACUGAGGCCACCAGAUGCAUUGAAUCCAAGAUACUUGAACGUCAAAGGCUCGAUGAAAAGCAUGCCCAUGAUCGCAUAGAACGUGAACGACUCCUGGCGAUUGCCCGUGAGACCAAAAAACUGUAUAAUCCGCCCUCGAUAAUGUCAUCAACAAUCACACCGCCACCACCGCCGCCGCCCCCGCCGGCAAACGAUACAACAAUAAUUCCAAGUCUAGAUCAUGAUUCGAUUGUUGAUAUGCAAAACAUUAAAAAUGGCUUAGGAACUCUACUGAUCGAGCAGGCAGCGGAGUUACCACGAUUUGAUAGGGGCAUGAAACCGCCAUCAAGCACCCAAAUAGUAAAACCAGUGGAAAAAUCACAGCCCCUGGUGCGGGACUUUUCACCUGUUAUAGGUCACAAUGUGGGUCGUGGUUUAACUGGAUUGAAAAAUCUGGGCAACACUUGCUAUAUGAAUAGCAUACUCCAAUGCUUGAGUCAUACGCCACAGUUGACGGAAUAUUGUAUUACGGAUAAAUACAAGAACUAUAUAAGUCGUAGUAACAAAACUAAUGGGCAAGUAAUCGAAGAAGUCGCUGCAUUAAUUAAAGAACUAUGGAAUGGUCAAUAUAAAUGUGUGGCUAGUCGUGAUUUAAGAUAUGUUGUUGGACAGUAUCAGAAAAUCUUUCGUGGCGUCGAUCAACAGGAUUCUCAUGAAUUCCUUACAAUUUUAAUGGAUUGGUUACAUUCCGAUUUGCAAACUUUGAAUGUGAAACAAAAGCGAGAAACAAUCACAGCCUCAGAGAAGGCUUGGAUGGAAUUUACCAAGGCAAAGGAGAGCCUUAUAUUGCAUUUGUUCUAUGGACAAAUGAAGAGCACAGUAAAAUGUGUAACCUGUAAUCGCGAAUCAGCCACAUAUGAAUGUUUCUCAAAUCUCAGUUUGGAAUUGCCAGAAAAUAAAGAACUUUGCUAUUUAAAUCAAUGCAUGGACAUGUAUUUUAGUGGUGAGCGUAUACAUGGUUGGAAUUGUCCGAAUUGCAAAACGAAAAGAGAAGCGAUUAAGAAAUUGGAUAUAUCGAAAUUGCCACCAGUUCUGGUGGUGCAUUUAAAACGUUUUCAUGCGGAUCCCAUCCAGAGCGGAGCUUAUACUAAGAAGCAAAACUAUUUGCGUUUUCCUCUUGAAAAUCUUGAGAUGACUCCCUAUAUAGCGCGCGCUGAAUCUCGUACGGUAACUCCAAAAAUCUAUCAACUAUAUGCAGUAUCCAAUCAUUAUGGCACCAUGGAAGGUGGCCAUUAUACAGCCUUCUGUAAGAGUGCCAAUUAUAAACGUUGGUAUAAAUUUGAUGAUCAAAUUGUUUCGACGCUGGAUACGUCGAGUGUUGUCUCAAGUGCGGCGUACAUUCUGUUCUAUACUUGGUUGCCACAUACGCAAGUAUCAUCUCAUUAAAAUCAUUCGCCUUGCCACCACCCCAACCUCAAUAAAAUUUAUUUUCUUAUCUA